Penicillium antarcticum is the source of this 879-nucleotide messenger RNA. Its product is annotated as putative esterase/lipase. Bases 1 to 879 code for a protein of 292 amino acids. The transcript has a single exon. Lineage: Eukaryota; Fungi; Ascomycota; Eurotiomycetes; Eurotiales; Aspergillaceae. The record is from RefSeq and is a predicted model, not a curated record. Gene Ontology annotation, molecular function: hydrolase activity.
AUGUCUAUCUUAUCGUAUUGGCGAGAUAAAUGCCUGGCAGUCAUUCUCCGAUUCCUCGUCGGGCUCGUAGCUCGCGUACAUGCUACACCGGAUGAAGUGCGCCAGAUCAAGUCCCGCGAUGCUGGCCGCUCAAUCAGAGUUCAUGUGUAUCGCUCUUCCAGCACCGGACCAUCACCCGUGCUCCUCAACUGGCACGGCAGUGGGUUUCUACUACCACACCAUGGCAGCGAUGACGAGUUCUGCCGACAAGUCAGUCGCGAGACCAAAUAUGCAGUCCUCGACUGCGCAUAUCGCCUAGCGCCAGAACACCCCUUCCCCGCAGCACUGAACGACGUUGAAGAUGCCAUCAAAUACGUGCUGGCACGCCCAAAUGAAUUUGAUCUCACCCACGUGUCCCUCUCAGGCUUCAGCGCUGGAGGUAACCUCGCGCUAGCCGCCGCGGCCAACCUCUUCCCCACCGACACUUUCCACUCGCUAUUGGCAUAUUAUCCCGUGACCGAUCUGAGCACAGAUGGCAGCAAAAAGUCUACUCCAGUCGAUAAGGGCCGGGCGAUCCCAGUCUUCAUCGGGCGCCUAUUCAACCGCUGUUAUAUCCCCUCUACCUUUGAUAGGCGAGACCCGCGCAUCUCACCGCUGUUCGCACGGGCAGAUCAGUUCCCACAGCGCCUCCUCAUGAUCACUGCAGAUAUGGACUCUCUUGCUCUCGAAGCAGAGAAGUUGGCUCAGAAGAUCGAGGAGUCGCCCGGGCGGCAUGUGGUCAGCCAACGCAUGGCGGACUGUACUCAUGCGUGGGACAAGCGCACGAGGGCGGGAACCCCACGACAUGCAGCCAAAGAGCUAGCCUACAAGUUGGCAGUUGACAUGCUAAACACCGAAUAG